AGCCCGGCCGUUCCUGCCCGGCCGUUUAGGCCCGGCUCGGCCCGGGCUCUGCGGCACCGAGGGCUCCUGGCAGGGCGGGGCGGGCCGGGGGCAGCGGGAGCAGGCCUGGCUCAGUCCCUGGGGCUGCGCCUCUUCCCCGCGGAGCUCGGGGGUCCUUGAAGUCUGGGUGCAGACUGCGGCUACCAGCGCUCUUAGAAGUCAAGGAAUCGGGUUUGUUUAAGGUCUGCACUCAGUGACGCCAGAGAGGCAGAAACUGUUUGAGUGUCCUCAAACAGUGCAAAGAUGUGGAGCUCUCCUUCAGUGACGUGACAGGCAAGCCUGAAGUCUUCAAAGGCACUAAAAAAGGAAUGCUGUAUCUCACCCCUUACAGGAUGAUCUUUGUGUCCAAGGGCAAGGAUCCGAUGCUGUCCUUCAUGAUGCCGUUCUAUCUGGUGAAGGGGUGCUCCAUUGAGCAGCCUGUUUUCUCUGCCAAUUACAUCAAAGGACAGAUCCAGGCUGAGGCCGGAGGUGGCUGGGAAGGGCAGGGGACAUUUAAACUGACUUUCAACAGUGGAGGAGCCAUUGAGUUUGGACAGCUGAUGUUGAAAGCUGCUUCUAGUGCCUCCAGUGGCGUUCCUCUGCAGCAGCCUGGCUAUGGCUACACCCCCGUUCCCGGAGGAUACGCGCCUGCCCCCGGGGGCUACGCUGGCCCUCCGCCCCCCGGCGGAGCCUAUCCCUACGCACCGCCCCCCGUGGGUGCCUACGGACCUGCUCCUCAGCCCAUGGGCUACCCCUACGCCCAGGCUCCAGGUAUUUACCCACCACUUCCAAACAUGAACCCCAUGUACAUGCCACCCCCACCACCCUACUCUGGGGCACCCCCUGCAGGAUCCUCAGCCCCCACAGCUCCCCCAGCCUGGGUGAGCCCAGGAAUGCCAGGAGGCAGCAAGGCCAUGGAAGCAGCUUCCAGUGCAUAUUACAACCCUGCCAACCCCCACAAUGUGUACAUGCCCAUGGAUCAGCCACCUCCUUAUGCACCUCCUGAGGAUAAGAAGAACAACUAGCAGAAGGAAAUUGCAGCCAGCCUCCCACCUUCUCUCUCCCUGAAGACAACUUGGCUGUUAGUACCCCUCAAGUUAGCAUAUCUCUAGAUCUCUGUUUCUCUACAAUAGAUACAGUGCUGGGCAGCUGAGCACCUGCCCUCAUUAAACACUGAGUCAGUGGCAAUACAAGGCAGGACAACAGCACUUUCCUACUUACUUGCUUUAUCUCAUGGGGUCGAAGGACUAACCUUGUGCCCUGCCGUUGGCUUGGAGAGAGAGAUGGACUUACUAAAUUGUAUCACAUGACUAAUCUAGGACUAAAAUGUGAAGGCUCUGGGAUCUUGUUGGAGUGAAACAACUUGGAAUGCUAAACUUUUGACUUCUGAAGCACCAUCCAGGAGGAAAGGUGUGGAGAGCUAUGAGGUUCCCUGCACAGAUCCUCUGGUGCCCUAGAAAGGUGUUAAAUGUCCUUAAAUUCUAGGGCAGUUCAGUUUGAGAUGGGACUUUGGAAAUCCUAUAUUGUUUUGGAAGUGUGUGGCAUUCUGAACUAACAGUUGAGGGGUCAUGACCUUGGGAAGUGCAUUCGAAGAGAUGCUGAAGCAUUUGGCUACGAAAGAGGGAAGGGGAUGGGUCCCUGUCUUUGUAGCCGUUGAACAGAGAAGCAAACAAAGGUGUGCCUCAGGGCAGUGAGCUCACAGACUGGCAGGCCUGGGGAUCAGUCUGUCCCACAUCUGUGCAGUGAUCCUGUGUCAAGCAGCCAUGCCUCGAGCAUAAUGGAGUCUGCACAGGAGACUGCCUGUCUUGGAGCAAAAUAUGUGACAUUAGGCAGAUGACCUGGCAGUAGCCUUGUCAGGAGACAAGUCCUGCAGCCCUGGCUCCCUCUGCUGAGCAAAUCUGUGCUGUGUGCUACCUCCACAGGGGAAAACUGGCCUUCAUCUUUUCCUUCAGCUGCUGGAGCCAGGCUGUGCGUGGGCAGGUGGGCACUGUAAUGCCAGAGCUGGUUGCUUACAGGUGCAGUGCCCUUGGCUGGGAACUGCUGUCUGGGUGGGAGUUACUAGUGCUUGGCUCUCUUGCAGGGACUCUGGCUGCUCAGCCACAAGCUUUCCUUUUUCCUUAGGACAUAGUGCUAUUAAACCUGCUCUGAAGAGCCUCUAGUCUGGUGGAGACCCUUGUGGUUCUUUACAUAUAGGGUGACUGUACUUCUUCCCUACAGCCUCCCUGCCUUCACAAGGAGGGGGAAGGAGUGUUUUCCCUCUUACUUCCCUGUAUGCCAGGGCUCUCCUGCAAGUCAGGUUUGCACAACUUAAAAGUAUGAAUUCCUAAAGCAGUUCCACAUGGGGGGAAGUAAAUUUCCUCAUCUAUAAACACUUUUUCUGACUUAGAGAUAUUCUAACAACUCUGUAUUUUAAAAAAAAAUCAACCUUGAAUGUUUGUUACUUUUUGAAUUGCACUUUAAUACAGGAGUGUUGAUACUUUA
Molecule: messenger RNA, 2499 nt
Organism: Passer domesticus (house sparrow)
Lineage: Eukaryota; Metazoa; Chordata; Aves; Passeriformes; Passeridae
Gene: WBP2NL
Product: WBP2 N-terminal like
Exons: 8
Coding region: 348-1043 (231 amino acids)
Biological process (GO): positive regulation of DNA-templated transcription
Cellular component (GO): nucleus
Molecular function (GO): chromatin DNA binding; transcription coactivator activity
Source: RefSeq, a predicted model, not a curated record